Rhipicephalus microplus (southern cattle tick) is the source of this 728-nucleotide messenger RNA. RefSeq names its product Coiled-coil-helix-coiled-coil-helix domain containing 2 (gene Chchd2). Gene Ontology annotation, cellular component: nucleus; mitochondrion. The record is from RefSeq and is a predicted model, not a curated record. Lineage: Eukaryota; Metazoa; Arthropoda; Arachnida; Ixodida; Ixodidae. Gene Ontology annotation, biological process: mitochondrion organization.
GUUCUAGGUUUUUCGAGAAAUUCUGCCCUUGAGCGUACGGUCAUUAGACUUGUGCGGACUUGCGCGACUACUUGCGUUGUCCUUUGCGAGUGUUCGGAACUUUUCCUGCGGAAAUUAGCGUUUAAGAAGAUGCCUCGUCAAAGGAGGGCACCAGCUGCACCGAUGAGGCGGGCCCCUGCACCCCCACCAACCCGAGCACCGGCUGCACCGGCACCAGCCAGGGCCGCAGCUGCCCCUACACAGCCUGUGCCAACCCAGGCACACCCUCCGGCACCCAUGAUGUCCCAGCCUCAGCAGCCUGGCAUGUUUGCUCAAAUGGCCACUACCGCGGCUGGAGUUGCCGUUGGCUCUGCUGUGGGCCACACCAUUGGUCAUGCCCUGACCGGUAGCUUCGGAGGGGGAGGCGCUGAGGCAGCUCCCGCUGCUGCUGCUCCUGCGGCUGCUGCACCACCCAUGCAGCCACAGCAGCAGCUGAGUGGCCCAUGCCAGUACGAGCUCAAGCAGUUUUUGGAGUGCGCCCAGAACCAGCAUGACAUCUCGCUGUGCGAGGGCUUCAACCAGGUCCUCAAGGAGUGCCGACUCCAGCAUGGUGGAGGCAUGUGAAGUAGACCAAGAAUCUGUGCUGUUGGGCCCACUUCAGGAACAAGCUGAUCAACCAUGCUGAGGAGGGCAUUAUCUUUGUGCGCAUGUGUAGAAAGUAAUAAAAGAGAAAGUUCUGUAGCAUGUUA